AGUUCUCCCUCCACCCUCAGGAGGACCAUGUCAUUGGAGUUUGGCAGUGUAGCACUGCAGACACAGAAUGAAGGUGAAGAAUUUGACACAGAAGACUAUGAAAGGGAAAAAGAGUUGCAGCAGCUACUCACGGACCUCCCUCAUGACAUGCUGGAUGACGACCUCCUCUCUUCUCCUGAGCACCACGAUUCUGACUGCAGUGUGGAUGGCCUAGUGGGAGGACUGCACCCUUCUGAGCAACUGGAGAGGAAGUGGAUUGAGCCUGACGUACUGCCCAAAUCCCACAUUGUGAAUUGUGGCAAUGGCUGGGAAGAAAAUCGAAGUAAAACUGAAGACCAGCAUCUUGGGUACCAUUCUGGAGAAGGAGAGGAUGAAGGCGGAAGUGGCUAUAGCCCUCCAAGUAAACAUGAGCCGGCAGAUUUGUAUCACCUUCCUGAGGACUUUAGGCCAUUCACCGGUGGUCAGAAGCAGGAAUUCCACAAGCAGGCAGCUGGUGUCAUUACGUUUUCAGAUCCUCAGAGGGACAAGUUUCAGCAAUUUGGUUCAUCUCAAGGACCCAACUGUCAAGCUUUGGAGCCAUAUAAAGCGAUAUAUAAACCUUACCAGUCUUCUGGCCAGAGCGCUAGCUCACCAGCCCAGGAGAUAACAGCAAGUGACAUGUUUGAAGGCCUGCAGCAACAAUUUUUAGGAGCUAAUGAAACAGACUCUGCAGAAAAUAUACAUAUUAUUCAACUCCAGGUUCUUAACAAAGCGAAGGAGAGACAACUGGACAGUUUAGUUGAAAAGCUGAACGACAGUGAACGCCAGAUUCGGUAUCUGAACCACCAGCUUCUGAUAAUUCAAGAUGAGAAGGAUGGCUUGACCCUUAGCCUUCGGGAAUCCCAGAAACUCUUUCAGAAUGGGAAGGAAAGGGAGAUCCAGCUUGAAGCACAGAUAAAAACACUGGAGGCCCAGAUUCAAGCCUUCAAAGUUAGUGAAGAAAAGUUGACCAAGAAGGCCAGAACAACUGAAAUCACCCUGGAAAACUUGAAACAGCAGCUGGUGGAGCUCCAUCAUUCUGAAUCACUCCAGCGAGCCAGAGAACAGCAUGAGAGCAUCGUCUCGGGCCUCACACAGAAGUACGAAGAGCAGGUGCUGUCCUUACAGAAGGAUUUGGAUGCAACCCGAACAGCACUUCAGGAGCAGGAAAACCUUUGCACCCGGUUAAAGGAUCACGUGCAGCAACUGGAGAGGAACCAAGAAGCUGUCAAGUUAGAGAAGACUGAGCUUAUUAACAGGUUGACGAGAAGUCUAGAGGACAGUCAGAAGCAGUGUGCCCAUCUGCUGCAGUCAGGCUCCAUGCAGGAGGUGACUCAGCUACAGCUUCAGUUGCAGCAAGCACAGAAGGCCCACAUCCUAAGUGAGAGCAUGAAUAAGGCGUUGCAAGAAGAAUUAGCAGAGCUUAAAGAUGAGAUUUCUCUCUAUGAGUCCGCUGCAGACCUCGGAGUACUUCCAGGUGACUCAGAAGGAGACUUGAGUAUAGAGCUCACUGAAUCAUGUGUGGACUUGGGCAUUAAAAAAGUCCAUUGGAAACAAUCCAAAGCUAACAGCACUGCACAGAAAGACACCCCAAAUGAAGAGCUUUCGAAAGAGGAGGUUAUCCUGAAGUUGAAAGCCCAAGUUCAACGCUUGCUGAAUAGCAACUCUGUGAAGCGUCAUCUGGUGUCUCAGUUACAGAGAGAGCUCAGAGACUGCCAUGGGACAAUAGAAGCUCUCCGGCAAUUGAAGGAUGGCGACAAAGUCAUGGAGACUAAAACAGAUACUUCUGAAAAAACAACUGAUCAGUUAUGGCUUGAUUCUCCUGAGACAAUUGUCAGAGAAGAUAUUCUGCGACUGAAAAAUGAAGUUCAGAUUUUACAGCAACAGAACCAGGAACUUAAAGAAGCUGAAGAAAAACUGAGAAGUACAAACCAAGACUUGUGCAACCAGAUGAGACAGAUGGUGCAGGACUUUGACCACGAUAAGCAAGAAGCUGUGGAUAGGUGUGAGAGGACUUAUCAGCAGCACCAUGAAGCCAUGAAGACCCAGAUCCGAGAGAGCCUUUUAGCAAAGCACACUGUGGAGAAGCAGCAUCUUUUUGAGGUCUAUGAGGGGACCCAGUCACAGCUCAGGUCUGACCUUGAUAAGGUGAACAAGGAGAUGGCUGCUGUGCAGGAGUGUUAUCUGGAAGUGUGCAGAGAGAAGGAUGAGCUAGAAUCAGCUCUCAGGAAGACCAUGGAAAAGGCUCAGGAACAGAAGAGGCAGCUUUUAGAAGACAGAGAAGAAUAUGUGGGCAAACUGAAGUUAGAACUUGAAGAGAAGUACCAAGAAACCCUUAAGGCGGCGAAGCAGAACUGGCUGAAAGAGCAGGAAGCCAGUGUUAAAGAGCAGGUUGAGACAGAGAGCAGACAAAAACUUGGUCAACAGCUGGAAAAGGAGUGGCGGUCCAAACUGAAUCAUAGUGUAAAGGCUCCGAGAAAGGCGACUUCAGACUGUGGCAUCCAGACGGACCAGAUAGCCCUUGUUGUUUCUGAGGCAGAAGCAACGGUCCUGGCAGAGGAGCAGGCUCGCAAGGCCCAGCGGGAGUUGGAGCAGGAGAAAGAGGUUGCUGUCAAGGAAGCUCUUAGGAAGCUUGAAGUUGAGUUGGAGCUCAAGUACUGUGAGAAUAUUACACAACAGGUGGAAACAGCUGUGCAGAAUGCCCGAGGUCGCUGGCUACAGGAGCUGCCCAAGCUUGCUGAGUAUAAGGCACUGCUGAGAGCCCAGCAGCAGGAGUGGGCGGAGCAGCAGGAGCUGGCUGUGAGCCAGAGGCUGUCACUUGCACUCUCUGAAGCUAAAAAGAAAUGGAGAAGUGAACUUGAAAACAUGAAGCCAAAUGUAAUGGCUGUGAAGGAACUGGAAGAGAAAAUCCACUCCCUCCAGAAGGAACUGAAGUUGAAGGAUGAGGAAGUCCCUGUGGUAGUCAGGGCUGAGUUGGCGAAGGCCCGAACUGAAUGGAACAGAGAAAAGCAGGAAGAAAUCCAUAGGAUUCAAGAACAAAAUGAGGAAGAUUAUCGGCAGUUUUUAGAUGAUCAUCGAAAUAAAAUUAAUGAGGUGCUUGCUGCAGCUAAGGAGGACUUUAUAAAGCAGAACACUGAACUACUUCUUCAGAAAGAGACAGAAUUCCAGGCAUGUCUGGACCAGAGUCGCAGGGAGUGGACACUGCAGGAGGCCCAGCGAACACAACUGGAAAUCCAUCAGUAUGAGGAAGACACCCUCGCUGUGCUUGAGUUUCUCCUAAGGGACACCCAGAAGGAGUACACUGGUGACACAAAGAACAGGCAGCUUUUGGAAGUCAUGUCAGUUUGUUCUUCAAAAUGGAUAUCUGUGCAGUAUUUUGAGAAAGUAAAAGCCUGCAUACAGAAAGCACUUCAAAAUAUGCUGCCCUUGCUUGCAGACUCUGUUUCCUCCGAGUGGGAAAAGAGAAAUGUGGUCAAGACCUCUGCAGAUCCUGUCAGCUGGAACACCGGCCAAGGAGAUACCGGAGUCGCAGCACCCCCUCCUGUCUCCACCCCUAGACGCUGUGCUCAGUCCUUGGCCUUGCCAGAAGCAGAAAUGGAAACUGAUAAAAAUAUCAAUGAAAUUAAAGAUUUGUGCUGUGGACACUGCUUCCAAGAACUUGAAAAAGAAAAGCAGGAGUGCCGAGAUCUGAGAAGGAGACUGGAGAAGUGCUGUAGGCACCUUCAGCACUUAGAAAGGACACACAAGGCUGCAGUGGAGACACUUGGAGAAGAGAACAGCAAAGUGGUUGAAGAAUUAAUAGAAGAAAACAAUGACAUGAAGAAUAAAUUGGAAGCAUUGAGGGCCCAUUAUAGAUCGACACCACGGUCACUGUCUGAAGGAGCCAUUGAGACCGCACGGCUGCCAUGCAGUAGGCAGGCCUUGGAAGAACUCCGUGGGCAGUACAUUAAAGCAGUUAAAAAAAUUAAACGUGACAUGCUUCGAUACAUUCAGGAGAGUAAAGAAAGAGCUGCAGAAAUGGUGAAGGCGGAAGUGUUGCGGGAACGGCAGGAAACCGCCCGGAAGAUGCGCAAGUAUUAUCUCACUUGCCUUCAGCAGAUCCUGCAGGAUAAUGGAAAGGAAGAAGGAGCUGAGAAGAAGAUUAUGAAUGCUGCUAGCAAACUUGCUACAAUGGCAGAGCUGCUGGGAACAAUCGCAGAGUCAGACUGCAGAGUGAGAUGUGCGCAGGCGGGUCUCUCAGCAUUUCCCUUGACUUCAGAGAUGCUGACUGGUGUCGAAAGAUCAGAAAGGAGCGGUGUGGAUCAGAAUAUUCAAUAUUACAUUGAAAGCAAACUAAACGGUGGAAAAACUGUCCCCAGGAGUGUGUGUGAGCAAGUUCCUAGGAGGAGGACUGCAUCAAAUUUGCAGAGGCGAUUAGAGGAUCCAGAACACAGAGAGAUAAAGCCUGUGGCUUCCACAGCUUCGCCUACAAACUGUCAGUGUGGGAUUGGGAGUUGCAGGCCCCCAGACAUCUUGGCAAAGAAUGUUGCUCCUGAGUUUGUUCCACACAGGGGCGAAGGCAGUUUUGAUUUGCACAAGAAGAAAGACCCACCCGGUGGCGCUGGCUCUGAACCACUUCCUUAUUCAGCUACCCCUUUCUUCGGAAGUGCUGAAAAGAAAUCUUCACCUAGCUGCAGCUCAGGAUCCAUGCACACAAUGCUUAGAAGCCCCAGUGAAGUGCCAAGACUCAAAGCAAUUAUGUGUGGUUCUCUAACAGAAACCGAGAGUGCCAAGUCUGAGAAGAGUCAGGGUGUGGGCACUCAGGACCCUCCCGAGAAGGAUGGAGGGACCCCUAGUGGUUCUCCAGGCUGGUUUCCUGACACUACAACACCCUGUGGCAAUCAUGCUGUGAGGUCACAAAGGACUCAGGAGAUGCUGGGGGACUCUGUUCAGUUGAAACAGUUCUCAGCAACCAGUUGCCUUCCAGAUGCCCAGAAAAGUAGUAAUAUGGUUUGUCGGAGUGGCUACGCUCCAGAUCUGCCCAGAGAAACCCUGCAUUCCCAGGCAGGGAGGAUGGGUGUGACUCGGGGAUGUGCAUCUCAGCAGAGUCCUGAUGUGUUAAAGCCAGAACUCAGAAAACUGAGUGGCACAGGGCCAUCUUCAGCGUGCCAGGAGCCUUUAAGAAAGUUAGCUGCUCCCCCGAUGAGCCAACAAGAUAGUGGCUUUGAUAGCCCGUUUGCCAAUCUAGACUGAUCAUGUGCCGUAUUUCAGAAGAAUCAUACUAUUUACCCAAAAAAUGAAUGGGGAUACUUUAUACUGAAAAUCAAUUAUGAGGUCUGUCAGUUUUCGUGUGCCUGAUACCCCUGAACCUGAGUAAAGUUUUCUCAUGCAGUUACUUGAGGUUUGGAGUCGCCUUAAUCUUGGGGGCCUGGAUGAUGUGCUGUGUGAUCUGCCUCUGUGUGAUUAAUUCAGUUGCUAGCCCUCUACUUUUAUAUUUAUAUGCUGUCUUAUUUUGCAGUGUUAAAGUAUUUAAUAAAAUUGUGUGUAAUCUGUA
Messenger RNA from Phodopus roborovskii (desert hamster), 5551 nucleotides. It is a transcript of the gene Cep152, whose product is annotated as centrosomal protein 152. The record is from RefSeq and is a predicted model, not a curated record. Gene Ontology annotation, cellular component: centrosome. Lineage: Eukaryota; Metazoa; Chordata; Mammalia; Rodentia; Cricetidae. The transcript is spliced from 27 exons. Bases 28 to 5250 code for a protein of 1740 amino acids. Gene Ontology annotation, biological process: centriole replication.